AUGCCCUCCCAACCCCUCCUCCGAAAGCACUCACCGACCGAGAAGCUUCGCGUUCUUUCUGCGCAUCGUGCAGGGCGUGCUGACUGGCUUCAGGUGGCCGAGAACAACGGCAUAUCGCGAGCAGUGGCCUGCCGCAUUGUCGCCUCAGGACGCGUGGAGGAUGUGCCACGCGGCGGCCCUCGGGGUAGCGUCGUGAAGAUCACAGAAGAGGCCAGGAACAAGCUCGAAGAGUACCUCAACGAGAAUUGCACAUUUACAUUAGAAGCUAUGCGUACGAUGCUCUUUUUGGACAUGGGAAUUAACGUCUCCACCUCAACGAUCUGCCGCCACUUGCUGGGCAUGUUGUACACGGUAAAACAGACACGCAUCGAGACCAUGACGUGCAACAAUGACCAAACGCUUCAACGUGGUCGGGGACGCGCGCGUAAAGGAGAACGCGCUACACUGGUGAUGCCACCGUCAAAAGGGGCCAACUUGCAAGUCCAGUACGCGGUCAACUCAGCUAUGGGUGUUGUACUCCAUCGGCUGGAGAGGGGGAGUAUUCGUAUGGCCCAAAAUGCUGCCUUUAUCGACGAGAUUUACCGCACAGUAAAGGCGUCUCCUGUCUUUCAAAGCAACUUUGCCGGUAAGAAGGUUGUUAUCGUCCUGGAUAGCGCUCCUGCACACCGCCAAACGGAAGAGCGGGUGGAAGAGCACGCCGACCUGAAGCCUCGGCCCGUACUCUCCGAUGUGCAACCCCAUCGGGGGCUGCUUCUCCCCACGGAUCAAGGCGUAUCUUGCUUUGUAUCGCGAGGAGAUUUGUGA
Messenger RNA from Phytophthora nicotianae INRA-310, 804 nucleotides. RefSeq lists its product as hypothetical. The coding region runs from base 1 to 804 and encodes 267 amino acids. Lineage: Eukaryota; Oomycota; Peronosporomycetes; Peronosporales; Peronosporaceae. The transcript is spliced from 2 exons. The record is from RefSeq and is a predicted model, not a curated record.